CAGAACCGGAAACACGUCACGUGUUGUCUCUGCUGUUGGCGGUGGUCCGGUGUUUUGGUUAAUGGGUCUGUGCGGGGUCUGUGGCUGUGGCCCGGUUCGCUGUGCUUGUGUGUAGUGGGGGCUUAGUGCGGGUCCGCCGGGGUGUCCGGCGGGGCUGUGCGGUGAAGCGGAGCCGGGCUCAGGCCCCGAGUCUCCCUCCGGAACUUUCCACUUCAAAACGGCUCCGCCGCCGCCGCCACAAUGAGCUCGGGCCAGCCGAGCGACAGCAGCGAGCCGGAGGAGCCGCGGGGCGCCGGAGUCCGCCACCUGGACGAGCUGCUCCGAGAGGAGGAGAGCGACAACCAGGAGGAGGAGGAAGAGGAGGAGGCGAGCCGCUCCAGGCCGCCCUCUCCGCCCCCGGAGCGCCGCGGGGCCCCGGACCUCGACUCCGCCGGGGAGCACGCGCCUGGUUCGGCGUGCAGGAGCGCGGGGCUCUGCGACUCGCUGUUCUCGUGGCUGUGGAAGCGGACAGUCCGCAGAGGGCCAUUCGUAGAUCCAGCCCGCGAUAACUUCCGCACCAUGACCCGGCUUUACUCGUCCAUGAGCCCCGCCACAGACUCGGUCAACCUGAGUACGCAGACCCACGGGGCCGUGUUCAACCUGGAGUACUCCCCGGACGGGUCAGUUCUGACUGUCGCCUGCGAACAGACCGAGGUGCUGCUGUUCGACCCUGUGUCAUCCAAACAUAUCAAAACACUGGUGGAGGCGCACGAGGACUGUGUCAACAACAUCAGGUUUCUGGAUAACCGGUUAUUUGCUACUUGUUCUGAUGACACCACCAUUGCAUUAUGGGACUUGAGAAAGUUAAACUCCAAGGUGUGUUCGCUGCAUGGCCACGCGAGCUGGGUGAAGAAUAUUGAGUAUGACACGCACACUCGCCUGCUCGUAACGUCUGGCUUUGAUGGGAAUGUCAUCACCUGGGACACCAAUAGGUUCACAGAGGAUGGCUGCCCCCAUAAGAAAUUCUUUCACACACGGUACCUGAUGAGAAUGCGUCUAACUCCAGACUGCAGUAAGAUGCUCAUCUCCACUUCAUCUGGUUACUUGCUCAUCUUACAUGACCUUGACCUCACCCAGAGCCUAGAGGUUGGCAGCUACCGAAUUCUGCGGGCUCGACGUGCCCCACUUAGCACAGAAGGAUCCUCGACUGGCUCAAGGACUGGAGGCUCUCGUCACGUCAAUGACAGCAAGUUGCAUCCACACAGAGAAGGUUUAUCUCCCAGAAACAGUCUGGAGGUUUUGACCCCAGAGAUCCCAGGUGAAAGGGACAGAGGAAACUGCAUUACGUCCCUGCAGCUGCACCCCAAGGGCUGGGCCACACUGCUACGCUGCUCCAGCAACAUGGACGACCAGGAGUGGACGUGUGUGUACGAGUUCCAGGAGGGAGCACCUCCCCGGCCGCCGGUCUCCCCUCGCUGCUCUUUGAGGCUCACACACUACAUCGAGGAGGCUAACGUGGGCCGUGGCUACAUCAAGGAGUUGUGCUUCAGCCCAGACGGACGGCUCAUCUGCUCGCCGUAUGGUUACGGCGUGCGCCUGCUGGCCUUUGAUGAGCGCUGCGCUGAACUGGCGGACUGCAUGCCCGUGCGCACGGCGCUCCUCCGUGAGGUGCGCUCCAUCUACUCCCACAGCGAUGUGGUGCUCACCACCAAGUUUUCUCCUACGCACUGUCAGCUGGCCUCAGGCUGCCUGAGUGGACGAGUAGCACUCUACCAACCCCACUUUUAGCACACGCAUACACACAAACGAACAUGGACCGAAUCUUCUGGCAGAUGGUAAGGAGAAGCUAACAGCCCUUAAAGGGAGUGUGUGCUUUCUGGGUUCACAGUGUCAAAGUUUGACUGUGGGUUUGUGUAAAUGAGUUGGACGUUUUUAGAAGAAGAGUUCAUUGAGUGUGUUCAUCGUAAUCUUUUCUGAUUUCUAAACAUGUGUGCAGUAAUGAGAGAAAUAGCCAUUAAUCUUUACUCACAGUGCAUCUCUCUGUUUGGAGUUGCAUGCAGAGUGUGAAAGAGUCAGAACCUCAAGGUGCUAUAACAGGCUGGCAGGGUUGCGUUUUGUAGUCUUCAUGCCUUUUGCUAAGCAUAUGACCUCACUCCAGUCUUGGAGCCUGGUCUGCCUGUCAAAUGCCGACCCACCCCCCCCACCCCUCCGCAGCAGUGUAGUUACUGUCAGUUAUGUAUGUGUGAAGUAGCACUAAGUGUAAGCAGUGCAGGCUGUUAAUAAUGUGAUGGAUGGAGUUUUCUGCAUUUUGCCAAAAGUUGUUUUUGGUUUGUUUUUAAAGCAGCACCGUAUUCCCACUCGAGCUCUAAUAAGAGCUGCUGUUUCCCUAUUUCUUACUGGCAUGCUGUUUUACGUUUGAAAGGCAGAUUUGCCUCCUGUGGACACUAAGGCUAUGCCAAAACAGUAAGUGAAAGUGGCCCAAAUCUGAUUUCCCCAACAAAUCUGAUGCUUACUUUAGGCUGUACGCAAUAUAUUUUAAUGUGACCCAUAUUUGACAUUUUUCUUAAUAGUUAGCACUGUGCAGCUGACGUGUAUGUGCAGAGCAAUUCUUAAAAAAAAAAAGUUUCAGUUUUAUCCAUGGCAGAACCGUAGGAGCUAUGAAGAAGUUCCAGAGGCUGACAACCAGAAUAAUCACUGAGAAUGUGCUCGAGCUCUCUGUAAAAAAAAAAAAAAAAGCACGUUAUUCAUCCACAGGCACUCCUGUGGUCUGUGUCCUUAACGUUUUAGCUUUUCUUUUGGCGCUACAGCUGCGUUUUGUGGCUGUGCUCUGCCAUUUUAUUAGAAACACUGAGCCAUUGCUACAAAAUCCCGUUAGCUCAUCAUCCUGCUAAUGAAACCCUCAUUCACCGCUGUCGUCCAUUUUCUCGUUUACUCACAGCCUUUUGUUUUUCACCUUGAGUCACAUUGCUGCAAUUCUCAAAUCUGAAUGUCAUAUUUAUUGUGUGUUUUCUGACAUUUUUUACUGCCUCAUAGUUUUCAGAUCUGGGUCGCAUAUGACAGAAAAGAUCAGAUUCGGGACAUUUUUACCUGCUGUGAAACCUAUGGAAUGUAGCCUAAUUAACUCAUGUUUUUGGGAUAUAAUUUGUAGAUAGUUUAAGCAGAACGCUUGUGCGCAUGUGUGCCUCAGUAUGCGUUUGAGUAUGUGUGUCUAAUAUAAGAUAAGCUAGCUGCAGGUAAUUGAUUCUUGGUUGAAAGAGAGAGAGAGAGAGAGAAAGGUGAUGAGCCGGUGAAGAGGUCCUCCUCCUGCUGUCUCUCUUGAAAUACACGUAAACACAUGCGCGCACACACACAAACAAUUAACUUAUAAACUGGACAGGGACAAUCAACAUUGUUGCCUAAACCUGAAAUCCUCUGGCAGAUUGUGUUUUUCAUGCCACCUCAGAUGAAUGUUUGUAUGUAUGUAUCUAUGUACAUAUGGCUGGCUGGAUGGAUGUAUCUAUGUGUGUUUGUAUGUAUAUAUGUAUGUAUGUAUAGGUGUAUGUGUGUGUGUGUGUGUGUGUGUGUAAGCACGCUGACUAUGGACAGUUCAGAAGCACAGCUAUGAGAUUCUAAGCGCUGCAAAGACUGUGGGAGACUGAGCUUUUGAUGCACCAGGAUGUAAUGGUUAGAUGAGUGGUUUUUUAGACUGCUUGGUAUCUUAAUUUCGCCUUUAAGAAGAGACACACAGAGGAUGGUCAGUUCUUCUCUUACUGGCAAUGUUUGGAUCCUGCUCAUGUUAUUCAACAUGCGUAACAUCUGGAAAGAGGGAAAUAAGGAAAAGGGCCACAGAGGGAUAAAACAUUCCUUUGUUCAGCUGUGCUUUCACCUGCUCAAUCACAAAAUGAUUCAUGUUAGUACUAAAAUACCACUAAGGAUGCAGAGAUUCAAAUAAAUAAAGAGUUUUUUU
This is a messenger RNA of Astyanax mexicanus (Mexican tetra), 3925 nucleotides long. RefSeq names its product WD repeat domain 32 (gene wdr32). The coding region runs from base 241 to 1767 and encodes 508 amino acids. Gene Ontology annotation, molecular function: protein binding. Gene Ontology annotation, cellular component: Cul4-RING E3 ubiquitin ligase complex. The record is from RefSeq and is a predicted model, not a curated record. Lineage: Eukaryota; Metazoa; Chordata; Actinopteri; Characiformes; Acestrorhamphidae. The transcript is spliced from 7 exons.